AUGAUGAAAAGUAUUCUAGAUUUCAUAAGAAGUCGUCCGGAGGGAGUGGUGGAGGAAGAUCUCUCCCUGGAAUUUCCUCACAUGUCAAAGGUAGAUGUCGCAAAGGAGUUGAACGAAUGUCUUAAGCGGCAAGAGAUAAGUCUGUUUAGAGACAAGGGGGUUCUAUACUACAAACCAUCUCCAGUCAAUGUAGACAAUUAUGAGCUUACGAUAUACAACCUAGUGAGCCAGAGUGGGAAUGAAGGCGUUUGGUUGAAGGUGAUAAAGGACAAAACGAAUAUGCCGCACAACUUGAUUGGAAAGGUCCUUAGAACCAUGGAAAGCAAGAGGAUUAUCAAGUCUGUUAAGUGUCUCAAGAACAAUAGAAAGGUUUAUGUUUUGUACGAUCAAGUUCCUUCUGAAGAAAUCACAGGAGGCAUGUGGUUUCAGGACAACGACGUAGAUGCAGAGUGUGUGAUUCGAGUGUUGGAAAUCAUACAACUGUUUUUACAAAAGAGUUUGAGCGGAAAACCAGGGCUUCCAGAAUAUGAAGAUAACCCGACUCUGGAAGAAAUAAUGAAUUACGUUAAAAACCUCAAUAUUCUGUCUGUUCCUCUAAGAAUAGAGGACCUUAAAACAUUAGUGGACAUACUUGUAUUUGAUGGGAAAGUGGAAAAACUUCACUCGGGGGCAACAACUAGAUAUAGAGCCCUUGAGCGAAACACUAAAUAA
Encephalitozoon hellem ATCC 50504 is the source of this 711-nucleotide messenger RNA. RefSeq names its product DNA-directed RNA polymerase III subunit C34. The transcript has a single exon. Lineage: Eukaryota; Fungi; Microsporidia; Unikaryonidae. The coding region runs from base 1 to 711 and encodes 236 amino acids. The record is from RefSeq and is a predicted model, not a curated record. Gene Ontology annotation, biological process: transcription by RNA polymerase III. Gene Ontology annotation, cellular component: RNA polymerase III complex.